Messenger RNA from Mucor mucedo, 771 nucleotides. RefSeq lists its product as uncharacterized. Bases 1 to 771 code for a protein of 256 amino acids. Lineage: Eukaryota; Fungi; Mucoromycota; Mucoromycetes; Mucorales; Mucoraceae. The record is from RefSeq and is a predicted model, not a curated record. The transcript is spliced from 2 exons.
AUGAACGCUGCGUCUGCUAGUCGUAUUAGCAAGUUUCUGGCCAAACCUGAGGUUUUUCGUGGCGAUGCGUCCAAUCCAAUGGUAUGGUUACACUCCAUGGAGAGAAUUUACAAUUGUAUAAAUUUCUCUGACGAAGAAAUGAUUAUCGUUUUAGCCUCUUACUUCGCUGGUCCUGCUGCCGUGUGGUGGAACGUAAUCAAAUCAAGCGUGAAAAUGUGGGAGAAUUUUGAUGAAUGGUGGGAAGAAUUGGAGAAUAUACAACAGGGUCCUAAUCAAAGUAUCGAUGACAUCAAAUUCCGUAUCAUGGAGUUAGCUACCUUGUUAGGUGUACCUGAUUCUGCAAAAAUUCGUUAUUUUAUGCGUGCGAUUAACAAAUGUAUUGCUUUACGUGUAUCUGACAUCAAUGCCUCUUUGUCUGACUGGAGUGAAGUCACUAAUUCAGCCAAGCGCAUUGAAAUGAAUGACAACAAGUACGGUGAUGUACGCCAAGUGGUGGAGAGCAAGGUACCUAAGCGUGUAGAAUACCAAGAGCCUGUAGGUUUACGUACUGGUGGUGAUGCGGCUAGCGUAGUUUCACUUAAUUCAGUUGCCUCAACAGUUGAAAGACUCUGUCAAGGUUUCGAUGCUCUACAAUUGCAAAUCAAUACUAAUGGCAACAGCGUUUCUGGAAGUGUUCGUAGUAAAACCUUGUACGCAUUGCGGAACCUGCUACCGUGGUGUCGAAUUGGUCACCGUUAUUCUGAAUUUUUUUUUCGAUCUCAGAUUUUUUGA